Messenger RNA from Thlaspi arvense, 1226 nucleotides. The record is from the annotation of a GenBank genome assembly. Lineage: Eukaryota; Viridiplantae; Streptophyta; Magnoliopsida; Brassicales; Brassicaceae.
ACCCUUUCUCAGACGGUUGCAUUUCAGCAUUUGUUUCAGAGAAACAAUCCUUACUUCUCCAAUCCCAGAAAAACGAGCCCUUUCUCAUUUUCUGUUCUUCUCCAACGUGAAUUUGCAGAAAAUUUCAGUUCACUUCGACGUCUCUCUUUCCUUUUCUCAUUUUCUGUUCUUCUCCAACGUGAAUUUGCAGAAAAUUUCAGUUCACUUCCACGUCUCUCGCGAUGGCUAAAGAAUCGGAGAAGAAAGUGAAUCCGCGAGAUUAUCCUCCCGGAGAUCCGCCAAAAGAACAGUCGACGAGAGUGACGCUCCUCAAAGUUCGGACUCCUGAAGAUCCGCCAAGUAUAAAUCGUCCCGAAGAAGAUCCGCCAAAAGAACCUAAGAUAGUGACUCUGCGCAAAGAUCGCUCAGAUGCUCCCGAACAUCCGCGAAGUCUCUUUACCUCGAGGCUAUUGUCAGAGGAUGAAGAUCCGUUUAAAAACAUCAGCUCACGAAUGCCAUUCUCGACUGAGAGAAGAGUUUUCCAUUCUAGAUGCGAUCUCUGUGGCUCAAUCACCCACCACACUGAUAAAUGUCCUGAGGAGAGGUAUAUCAAAGGGCUCCAGAAGAAUGAGCAACAGAUUUCCUAUUUGAAAGGGCUCAAGCGACAAAAUCAACCAAUCAAAGAAUCUCCUGCUCCUCUUCACCCCCAAAAACCUACAAAAUAUGCUGUAGACGACCCUAAUGAGAAUUUUGUUGCUGAGGGCAACACUCAACGAUGCUGUCUCACUCAGGUUCACAAGUCUUAUGAGACUGUGAGAAAAUCAAAAGAAGAAGAUGAAAAGGAAGAACAGGCUCCAAAAGAAAAAGCUGAACAACUUGAAGAAGAACUUGAAGAAGAACAGGAAAAUGGGAUACAUAGCUAAACAGUAAAAAUCAAGGGAUUUUACACCCAAUACAUGUGAAAGGUUAGUGACUUCCACGGCAUCUGUUGCAUAAAUGUUGUUAGGUGAUGACUCAUACACAAGAAAUUGAUGUAUGAUAUAAUAGAAUGUUUGGUUGAGUCAAUGAGUGACAAAGAGUAUUUCAUGCUUUUAAAAUUGAUGUAUGAUAUAAUAGAAUGUUUGGUUGAGUCAAUGAGUGACAGAGAGUAUUUCAUGAAACAAGAGCUUGAUGAAGCAUACUGAUCUUUACUUAAAUAUCUCAUAUACAUUUUCUUGCCCUUAAGUUUUCAAAGUUUUCUUUGGUGG